UCAGAUUUAGAACACAUGCUUCUGCACGCUUCUACAAGGGCAGUAAAUUCAAGGAAAAUAUCACAGAAUUGGAUUAAAGCUUUCAGCAACUAGAAACCUGUGCCUGUUGAGUAGAAUUUCAGCAGCAAAAAGAAAAAGACUUAUUUCUCAAAGACGGAAUACAGACUCUUAUGAAUAUUCUUCUGUACAGAUCACAGCAUUCAAGGGUUGAACACUAGCUUAUGAAUUUAACAAAACCUUGAAUGGGAAUCUCUGAGGUCUGUGAUUGCUUCUUUUCGAUAUUUGAAUUCUUCAGUAAAUUUCCACACUUAUCAGUUUUCUCCUUGCUGAGAAUCUAAGUUGUGUGAUUACAAGCUCAACUCAUGUGCAAGUGUAAACCUAUGUCUGCUGCCUGUCAGGAUUCAAAAAGCUGAAUUUUCUUUUCUAAGGAAAUGUAAUACCUGUCUGACUGGUCCUGCUACAGAAUAUAUAUAUAUAUAUUGGAGUUCUAAAUAACACAAUGAAGACACACUGCUGUAUCAUUAUGCACCUAUUGGCGGUUUCGUUUGUACGACUAAUGCAAGGGGCAGAGUAUGAUCAUGACACUCAACAGAGCAGGGAAGCCUUGGAGCACAGGAUUAGAUCUACCUCGAAUCUGGAGGAGCUGCUGCAGACCACUCACUACGAGGACUGGAAGCUGUGGAAGUGCAGACUGAAACUCAAGGAGCUCGCGACCAAGAACCAUUCCCCCUUGCUGACCUCUCACCGCUCGACGCGGUAUGCUGCUGCCGUCUAUGACCUGGAAAUUCUGAAAGCCAUUGAUGAUGAGUGGCAGAAAAUCCAGUGCACGCCCCGGGAGACCUGCGUAGAUGUUGCCAAGGAGCUGAUCACUAACACAAACGUGUUCUUCAAGCCACCUUGUGUGUCUGUCUUCAGGUGUGGUGGAUGCUGCAGUGAAGAAAGUCUGUCAUGCAGAAACACGAGUGUCUCCUACAUCACUAAAACACUCUUUCAGAUAUCCAUUCCACUGACAUACAUGCCACAGCCUGUGACCUUAGGAGUAGCCAAUCACACAGCCUGCAAGUGUAUGCCACCUACAGUGAUCCGAAGACAUGCUCCCCACCACCACAGAGGCAACAGUUGCCACCAUUCACCAAAACCAUGUAAUAAUGUUGAGUUCUGGGACAGUACAACAUGUCAGUGCGUGCCAUACCCACAGAGGAGGAUGAGAGCAGAACUUUCUCCGAUCGCAGAGUUGGCAGUCUGUGGACCCUUUUCGGUGUUUGAUGAAGAUUUGUGUGAAUGUGUCUGCAGACGAGAAUGCCCCGUAAACUACUCCAUGAACUUUGGGAACUGUACCUGCCAGUGUUCUGAGAGCUCGGAGACCUGUGCCCAAAAAGACAAACUUUUCGACCCAGAGUCUUGCAGCUGUAGGUGGGAGAGGGAGUGCCCAGUAAAACACUGUCAACCUGGAAGGUCUAACAAGCUGAAAAACUGCCACUGUGUCCGGGAGAGAAAGCACCGCAACCCCUGAAACAGGGAAAGACUGAGCUAACUCUCUUCAGAGCACUGCUUCAUAAGCUUCACUUAAUUUAUUAAUGUGUUUACAUUAUUAUCAUUAUAACAAAAUGUACACCUAACCUAACUCUUAAUCCCCUUACAUGCAAUAUUAACAUAUGACUGUUGUAUGACUGUUGCGCAUCCAUUAAGUAAGCACUGAACAUUUAACCUGCUGUUUAAAGUUAUGAUAUUUUUGUAUUUUUUUUUGUAUGUGUUUAAAAUGUCUUUUAUGAAAAACAUUAUUUGUGUGAUAUUUAACAAUAUAUAGAUAUAUAGUAUAUAAAUGAACAAUAAGUGUUAGUGUUUCGACGUAUGGUAUUUAAAAAAAAAAAAAUAACCAUGUAUGUUUCAAGGGUCAACUACCCUGCUGGGAUAAGCCACAA
Messenger RNA from Acipenser ruthenus (sterlet), 1922 nucleotides. Its product is annotated as vascular endothelial growth factor D-like. The record is from RefSeq and is a predicted model, not a curated record. The coding region runs from base 500 to 1513 and encodes 337 amino acids. Gene Ontology annotation, molecular function: vascular endothelial growth factor receptor 3 binding; growth factor activity; chemoattractant activity. Lineage: Eukaryota; Metazoa; Chordata; Actinopteri; Acipenseriformes; Acipenseridae. The transcript has 7 exons. Gene Ontology annotation, biological process: induction of positive chemotaxis; vascular endothelial growth factor signaling pathway; positive regulation of angiogenesis. Gene Ontology annotation, cellular component: membrane.